UAACACAGCAAUGUUAACAGCUUGCUCGUAGUUAGUGAACUUUUCUCACAUGUCCUGAAGAGAGACACCGUGUACAGGUACAAGGAUAUGGCGCUGAAUGUUAGUACGCUAUUCUGGUCGCCUGUGUUACAGCUAUUACUACUGGUCAUCUCCUGUAUGGUCAGUGAUGGCCAGUCUGUGGAGGUUUCCACGACCCUUGGUCAGAUCCGAGGGUUCAGCACGACUCUAGACGACGGUACCGUCCUGAACACCUUCCUCGGCGUGCCCUUCGCGGCACCCCCGACCGGGGACCGGAGGUUCCGCCCUCCUCAGCCGCACGAGGGUUGGACCGACGUCCGUGACGCCACAAGGUUCGGGCCGGCAUGUCUACAGUACCCAAGGGGGACAACAACGUCAGUCACCUCCUACGACCCUAGUCUGGACGACGUCAAUGUUUCUGAAGACUGCCUGAACUUGAACGUGUAUGGUCCACAGGUGUCGGACGGUGAGGGGUUGCUUCCCGUCAUGCUCUACAUCCAUGGCGGCGCACACGUUACCGGAGCCAACAAGUUGCAUGACGGGAGUUUACUGGCACAGAGAAGAGUGGUCGUCGUCAUCACAAACUAUCGCCUUGGCGCUCUAGGAUUUUUCAGCACCGGAGAUUCUAGCGCCGCAGGGAAUUAUGGGAUGUUGGACCAACUCGAAGCCAUGAAAUGGGUCCGCGCGAACAUCCGGGCAUUUGGAGGCAGCCCCGAUCGUGUGACCAUAUUUGGUGAGAGUUCAGGGGCAGCGAGUACAUCUCUACACCUGGUAUCUCCGCUCAGCAGAGACUAUUUCUAUCAAGCCAUUCUACAGAGCGGAGCCUCUACCAGUCCCUGGGCCGUCUUACUGCCGGAGUACGAACCUCAGAAGUACACGGAGGAGCUGGCAAAGCAGAUGAGCUGUAGUACGCAGAAGCCGUACCCGAUGUCGUCUGCUGCCUGGGCUCCUGUUGUGGACGGCCCCGGCGGUUUCCUGCCCGCCCGACCGUGGGACUUACUGGCACAGGACCGGUUCACCAAGGUCCGCCUCAUGGCGGGAUGUACCAGGGACGAGCGGUCCGGAGACCUGGCAAACAUUCCUGGAGUAGAGAAUGGAGUAAGCAGAGACCGUUUCAUUGCCGACCUGGCGGAGUUCGUGAGACGGUACCCGGCAAACAGGGACUUCCUUUCCGACGCCCUUCUGCACGGCUACACGGACUAUGAAGCCAUCGACGAUCCUAUCUCCAACAGAGAUAACUACGUACAGUUCCUGUCAGACUAUCGGUACGUCGCGCCGGUGGAGGAGGUGUUACUGAGAAUGUCGGCAGGGGGCGUUUCAACCUACAAGUACAGCUUCGCUUAUCAACCCAUCCCCGACAGAUAUCCCUCGUGGCAAGGAGUACCCCAUGCGGCAGAACUACGCUUUCUCUUCAACAUGCCAACUCGGUUUGUGGACGGCGCGCCCACAGCAGCUGACCUGGACAUGCAGGACAAGAUGGUCACACUGUGGACCAACUUCGCCAAGACAGGGAAUCCUACGCCAUCUCCUAUCGGCGGAGUCACGUGGCAGCCGUUCACCAAUGAGAACAGAUCCCAUCUGGUGAUUGACGGGCCGCUGUCGAAUGGGCGGUUCCUCCAGACCAGGCGCAUGGAACUCUGGAACAACGUCAUCCGGAAAAUGGCGGAAACGGACACCUGUCCGAACGACGGAGUGACCGGAAACGGAAACACGGUUUCCGCUACUGUAUCCAUAGUUUUCGUGACGUCUCUUCUGUUAGUUGUACUGAGAGAAGCAGAGACAGCGUCUGUCGGUCACAAAGACUCCCCACAGCGCGACCCGGCUUGUUUACGGCCAAGUACACGGACCACAUCACGGAACUGUGUCUUUUAAAAACAGCACAAGACUUUAUCUAAAUUUAAGAUGAAGUGGAGACAAGUUUGGGCGGCCACGUUGCUUGUAACGUGUUUUACGUGCACUGCGAACGCAGUGGUGCUCGGCAAUGAGGAGGUGGUCACGCCGAGAAUCAUCGUCCAACCGGAGGACAUCGUGUACGACCCGUCCUCCUCCACCCAGCGGGUCACGCUGAACUGCAGGGGGGAGGGCAUCCCCGCGCCGCAGUACCGCUGGAGGAAGAACGGACAGGAGCUCAACGUACAGGCGGAUGAAAGGCUGACGCUGAUUGGUGGAAACCUGGUGAUUGACAGCCCACAGAAGGACCGUGAUGCAGGACUGUACGAGUGUCUGGCCUUUAAUGACCUCGGCAUUGUGGUCAGCAGGCCGAGCAACCUCACGUUUGCCUUUGUGGAACGGUUUUCGACGGACCCACGACCCGGCAUGACUGUACUGGAGGGACACGGGGCCAGACUGGUGUGUAGCCCGCCAGAGGGACAUCCCGGACUGGUGUUCCAUUGGGUGAAGACUCAGUUCCCGAGUUUCGUGGAUCAGGACGACCGCGUGUUCGUGUCGGAGACCUCGGGGGACCUGUACUUCGCGCAGGUGACGGAGUCUGACGCCGGGCAGUACCACUGUCUGGUGCAGAGCUCCACCGACCACUCGCCGCUGAACGAGAUCAACAUAGAGGGCCGCUACAGUCCGCCUAUCACCCUCAGGGUCACCAGGAGACCGCCAGGCCAGGUGGCGCCCCAGCUCGCUGUGUCCGAGAGGAGCGUGUCGGCUCUGCGGGGAACGACCGUCAGAAUGGAGUGCUUCGCGUACGGAAAUCCAGUUCCGCGGAUCAGCUGGAGGCGUCUGGACCAGUUCGGAGUGGAGAUGCCUCUCCCGUCUAACCACUACCUGGACAAGUGGAACCAGGCUCUCAUCAUCACCAAACUGGACCUGCAGGACGCGGGGUUCUACGAGUGUACGGCCGCCAGCUCUAGCGGCACCGCCUCGGGUUCCACACAACUCAUCGUGCAAGGUGUUCCCCAGUUUCUGCAGGGUCUGUCCAGUCAGCAUGUAGAGCUGGGCGGCAGGGCGCACUGGGAGGUCCGCACUGACGGGGACUACACCGUGUCGUAUACAUGGCUGCACAACGGACAGGUUCUGAAUGGAGGCGGAAGAGUGGCGUUGGCUAGUUCCGGUUCCACUGCCUCGCUGAGCAUUUCGGGAUUGCGCGCGGAGGACAGCGGCGUUUACCAGUGUGUGGCGUUCAACCAAUGGGGGAGGGCGAACAGUGCUGCAGAACUCAGGGCAGAAGAUGAGGCGCCAUCAUUCGGACUGCGGCUUCUCCCAGAAAUCAUUGCGUCAGCUGGGGGAGCGGUGGUCUUCAAUAUGCGCAUGCGCGGAGUGCCGGUGCCGACGGUCACGUGGAAGAAGAACGGAGCAAACGUGCAGCUUGGAGGAAGGUUCUCAGUGUUGGAUGGAGGUAGUCUGAGGAUCACAGGUGUUCAGCUGUCUGAUGGAGGCAUGUACACCUGUCAGCUGACCAACCGGGUGGGAGCAGCCACCAGCACAGCUACACUGACAGUACAAGACGGAUCCUCACGGUCUAGUGGCGACCCCUCGCGGCUGACGGUGGAUUACCAGCAGGACGGGACCCUCCCGUGCUCCACUAGCGGCAGCUCCUCUUCAGACGUCAUCAAAACCUGGUUUCACAACGGCCACCGCGUCGACCUGUCCAGCGACCACUACGUCAAGGAUUCAGACGGCUCCUUGAAGAUCCUACGGGCGACCAAAGUGAUGGAGGGCACGUAUGUGUGCUCUGUGGAGACCAGGACGGGUAGCCGAGAGAAGAGGGCCAUACUCACCGUGCGUGCAUCCCCGGAUGCACCUCUCCAUGUUCGCGCCAGUGACGUCAGCAGCAGGACCUGUCGGGUCGCAUGGACUGCCGGGAGUGAUAACCACAGUCCUGUGACCAGGUACAUCGUCCAGGGGAGAACACAGACGGACCGGAGCUGGACAAGUCUGGAGUCAGGGUCAGCAGAGGUCAUUGCAGACGACAGAAUGCAGACGACCGUGUCAGAGCUGUUGCCAGGCAACGAUUACGAGUUCCGCGUGCUGGGCAUGAACGCCAUCGGGCUGGGGGAACCCAGUCUCCCCUCCCCGGUCUACAGCACACACGCAGACGCCCCUGUCGCCAAGGUUAGCGGAGUUGGAGGAGGCGGAGGAGACAUCGGAGACUUGGUGAUCAGAUGGAAAGCUUUGGCAGAGAAGUAUCGAGGCGGACCCGGGUUUGGCUACAAGGUGUUCUUCAAGAAACUCGGUUCGACAGACGACUUCACGGUGGUACAGCUGACCGACCCGAACAUGGACCACUACGUGCACAGCCCCGACCCUCCGCUAGGCGUGUUUGUGGCGCACGAGGCCAAGGUCCAGGCCUUCAACACGUACGGAACCGGUCCCAUGAGCGACAGGGCUGUGGUGUUCUCCGGAGAAGGACCACCGAAGCAGGUGAAAAACCUGAAGGCAGUUGACUCUACUGACAGCACCGUCAGCCUCCGCUGGGACGUCCCGGCACAUAACGGUCAGGUUAUCGGCUACCGGGUCCGGUACUUCCCGACUAACGAUGACGAGAAUGGCGCAAACUCGGCAGAGAGGAAAGAGUUGGACGUCGGACCGGAAACCGCUACCGUUGUCGGGAACCUGACGGCAGGACAAGCAUACACCUUCCAGGUGAAAGGCAGGACAGCCAGUGGUUACGGUCCUUACAGUGACUCAGUGGAGGCGAAGACUCGGGAGGCCGGCUUCGCGGCCCGGUCGUACGUCGGCGGUGUUCCCCUGGGCCUGUUUCUCUUCAUCAUUUUCUUCCUCCUGCUCCUCAUCCUGCUGUUCUUGCUGUGUUUCUGCUGUUGGUGGAGGGGGCUGUGCGAACACUGGUGGGGACUGUGCUGUGCCUGCUGUCUCUCCUGCUGUCCAUGCUGUGGCUCCUGCGCAGAGUUCUGCGGAUACGGCGGCAAGAAAAAGCACAAGAAGUAUUACAGCGAUGACUGGGAGCUGAAGGAAAUCGCCAUGCAGGAGUUCAAAUCGUCAGCGAUGUCUGAAGAACACAAGCUGGCCUUGAAGCGCCACCGUCCGACCAUCGUGGAACAUGUCAACCCGCACCUGAUGACAGACUAUCUACUGGACAGAGGCAUCAUCACAAGCCCUAUUGCAGGCGAGUUGAAGCGGUCGGAGUCACAGCCCGAAGCCGUGGAGAAGAUCCUGGACAUGCUGCCGUCCCGGGGAGACCCCGCGUUCUUCGCCUUCUGUGACGGGCUGAGGGACUCGUGCCAACUCGCCUGGCUGGCAGACCUUCUCGAGGGAGGAGGUACAAAGAACCCUAGCUUUGUCUACAAGAAGGACUCCAAGAACCCCUCCCUCUACUCCAAGAGCCCCUCCCUUCACUCCAAGAGCCCCUCCUACCACUCCAAGAGCCCCUCCCACCUCUCCACCAGCCCCUCCGUAGACUUCAAGAAGCCCCCUCUCCUCUCCAAGACCCCCGACUUCGUCUCCCUUCCAGAUGGUAUGUCAGAAAAGUACAAGAAGGAGCUGAUCCGGUACAGGUUCCACCUGCUGGAACACAUCAUCCCGGAGCGCAUGCUGUACCACCUCCUGCUGCGUAAGGCCAUCACCCGUACAGAGUUCGGGCUGGUGGAUCGGGAGAUGACCAAGAAGGGCGCCAACGAGCAGCUCCUGUACAUCCUGCCCACCAAGGACGACGACGCGUUCUUCGCUCUCUGUGAGGGACUGCGGAGGGACUGUGACGCCGCGUGGCUGGCCGAUCUUCUGGAGGGAAGAGAGCUUCAGUCCCACCAGAAGGAGCUACUGAUCACCCACAGACAGGCCCUGGUGGACAACAUGAACCCCAUCCCCAUCAUAGACUUCCUGGUGUCCAAGGACAUCCUCUCCAUCAACGUGGCGCAGGACAUCAAGAAGCUGAAGACGACCCGUGAGAUGAACGAGAAGCUGCUGGACAUCAUCCUGACGAUGAAGAGCGGCGCGUUCCUCAUGUUCAUCGUGGCGCUCAGGAUGCUGCCGGACUCCGGCUGGCUGGCUGACCUGCUGGAAGAGCCGACUGUCGACACAGCUAUGAGGAAGGACCGACGAGACAUGCUGCUGGCCUUCAGAUCCAUCAUCAUCAACAACGUCAAGGACACGGACAAGAUCAUUGAGUAUCUGCUCAAAAUGGAGGUCCUAACGCCAGCCCAGGUGGACGAUUUGAACAGCCUGCGCGCGGAGGAAGCGAGGUGCGGGAAGAUGCUGGACAUGCUGCCGCCACGCGGGGACGAGGCGUUCGAACAUUUCUGUGAAGCGCUCAGAACGAGAGUCCACCUGAACUGGCUGGCUGACACCCUGGAGGGAGACGGGAUGACCAGCGCGAAGAAGCUGCAGCUGAUCCGUCACCGUGCCGUCCUGGUGGAUAAGAUGUCCCCGGAGCCUGUCAUCACGUACCUGUCCCAGAGCCAGGUAGUCGGCAAGCCUCAGGUCUUCACCAAAGCCAUGGGUAACUACAUCAUCAACGCGCCCCUCCGUGAGGAGAGGAACGAGCGGAUCCUGGACCUUCUGCCGUCCCGGGACGACCUCGCCUUUGACGUGUUCUGUGAGGCUCUCAGAACGAUGGGCAAACAGGCUUACCUGGCCGACAUGCUGGAUGGUAAGCAGACGGCCGUCCAGAGUGCAGAGAUGAACGGAGUGGGGCUGCAGCUGGCCCAGCACCCCUUCAACCUGAUGUCCGGCACGUCCGUACGGGCACACAGGGGGCAACAGGUCAUCCUGGAGGUCAAGGGGGAAGCCAAGAACGUCCGAUGGCUGUACGAAGGAGAGAUGAUCCCACCGACCAAAGGGCUUCACAAGAAGUCUGACGGCUUCAAACACGAGAUGCGCAUCGACAGCAUGACGCCGGAGCUGGGCGGGACCUACACUUGCGAGGGCACGACGCCAGGGGGCGGUGUUGCGUGUGACAUCACCAUCAUCGUCAUGACGGAGGAGGAACUUCUGCUGUGAGAGACUGACUUACUGAAGCUGAGGUCACAUUUCCAAACCGGGGCCCGGCCGGACAGUCUUAUAAAAAGAAAACUAUGAUAUAAAAGACAACAA
Molecule: messenger RNA, 7014 nt
Organism: Branchiostoma belcheri (Belcher's lancelet)
Lineage: Eukaryota; Metazoa; Chordata; Leptocardii; Amphioxiformes; Branchiostomatidae
Exons: 43
Biological process (GO): postsynaptic membrane assembly; chemical synaptic transmission; neuron cell-cell adhesion
Cellular component (GO): synapse; cell surface
Molecular function (GO): neurexin family protein binding; signaling receptor activity
Source: RefSeq, a predicted model, not a curated record